Molecule: messenger RNA, 1240 nt
Organism: Magallana angulata
Lineage: Eukaryota; Metazoa; Mollusca; Bivalvia; Ostreida; Ostreidae
Product: tachykinin-like peptides receptor 99D
Exons: 2
Coding region: 65-1123 (352 amino acids)
Biological process (GO): G protein-coupled receptor signaling pathway
Cellular component (GO): membrane
Molecular function (GO): G protein-coupled receptor activity
Source: RefSeq, a predicted model, not a curated record
GAUAGAAGAAUAUGCAUGGGUCUUUGAUUUUAACAUCACUUACGACUAUUUUAAUAUUUCUUACAUGAUAAUAAGCGACUCGUCUGGAGCCACCUCGAAUGGACGACUAGUGGUGCAAUGGAUUCUCUUUGGAUUAUACCUCUUAACAACCGCCAUAGCUGUUCCAGGAAAUUUUGUCAUGGUAUGGCAAUACAGACCUAAAAAGACAUGGAGGAACAAGAACAUUUUCAUCAGCAGCAUUGCCGUCAGUGACCUGGGACUUGCCGUGGUUUCUGUUCCAUUCAAAGUAAUAGGGCAGCAUCUAUAUCAGUCUUGGCCUUUCUUUGACCUGUUGUGUCCAUUUUCAUCGUAUCUCCAUCUGGUUCUUGUCGUUCACCGCUCCCAGUCACUGUUUCUUCUCACUGUUUACAGACAUUACGUGAUAUUCCGAUCACCUCAAAAAGUGUCCCUAGCCAUGCAUGGAAAAAUCGCCUACAUCUUGACUUUGCUGAUAUCCAUUAUUGUUUGUUUACCAGUUGCAAUUUAUUCCAGAGUUGAACAUUUCGAUAUGGCCUUUCAAAGGCGAAUCAAAGUUUGUGUCGAGGAGUGGAACUCCAGUAAAACAAGACUUUAUUAUACCAUUUCAAUCAUGAUUCUCCAAUACAUAAUCCCACUUCUUAUCUUGAGCAUAUCCAACUUCUACAUCGGAUUUCUUGUUUGGGUCCGGAAACCUUUGGGAGAAAACCAUCCUCAAAAAAUCAAAGAAAUGUAUUUAGCUAAACGACGGACGGUGAAGGUUCUGAUUUGCGUGGCGGUUUCCUACGCUAUUUCAUGGCUUCCUCUACACGUUAUCACAAUCAUCGGAAGCAAAGAGCAACAACUAAUGAGCACGGAACACCUUCAGGUGUUGUGGAUGUUCUCCCAUUGGCUGGCCUUUACAAACUGUGCAAUACAUCCUAUGAAUUAUUUCGUUAUGGAUGGUGAAUUUAGAAAGAAAUCCAAGAAAAUACUCUUCAAAUGCAUUUGUUUCAAAGCUCGAAAAUCUCCUUCCGUAACGACUUUUCUUAAACGUGGAAGUGAAAACACUUCCUCGGUGAACACAGGAAGAUCUAGUGUCAGAAGUUGGAAGGAGACAAAAUGUUAAACACUUAUAGAGUAAAUAAAAUGAAAAUACGUGUGUUUACCUUGUUCUGUGUCUUACUCAAUGCAUGGUUUCAUUCAAUAAAACAGACAAAGGUUUCAACUUUAAACGCAAUUGCUA